AUGAGUGGAGUUCCAGUAGUCCGACAAAUCGAAAAUAAUGAGCCAUCAACCAGUCGAAUCGAGUUAUUGGCUGUCCAGCAAGAAAUCAUUUUAGUUCAAGCUCGAAAUCUAGAAAGCGAAAUUCAGAAAACGCAUGAAAAGGAUAUCUUGAAGGAACUGUUAGAAAUUAAUAGUCAUUUUGAGCAAUUAACCACAGCGUCAAAUGAGAUUUGUAAUCAGUGCCUCGUAAACAACGGAUACCCAGAAAUUCAGUAUGGUGUGCUUGGAAGUGUUGGAACAGGAAUUAGUACGAUGAAAACUGCAAAAGAAGACUUUGAGAGGAAAAAAGAGGACUUGAGAAAAAAAAUUAUCAGUUUGAUUUUUGGCAUAUUUGGGAAAGCGGUUAUAAUUUUAGCAACUCCUAAGAAAAUGAGAAAAUCAAAAUGGGCGGUGCUCAAUUGUCAUGUAGCGAAUGUCUUUUUAGGAUGUGUUGCCAGCGUCCUAGUGAGACCACUAAUCCAUUUUCCAUCAACCGCAUUUUUUGCAACUGGUUUAUUUUUACAAAUCGGAAUUCCUUUUAGAUUUUCUAUUAUUCUCGGACAGACUUCUUAUCCAAUGAUUUUUGGCCUUUUUGGGAUAGCGGUUAUAAUUUUAGCAACUCCUAAGGAAAUGAGAAAAUCAAAAUGGGCGGUGCUCAAUUGUCAUGUAGCGAGUGUCUUUUUAGGAUUUGUUGCCAGCGUCCUAGUGAGACCACUAAUCCAUUUUCCAUCAACCGCAAUUUUUGCAACUGGUUUAUUUUUACAAAUCGGAAUUCCUUUUAGAUUUUCUAUUAUUCUCGGACAGACUUCUUAUCCAAUUUAUGAAAUAUCAUUGGUAAUGCUAUUCGAAAACCAGUACGCUCAAAUUUGUGACAACCCAAAAAGAAUAAUGGGUUCGAAACUUCGAUUUCUAUUUUUCACAACUCACUAUCUAUUUUUCAUGAUCCUAUUCCUGUUACACCUCUCUAUUCCAGUGGAUAAUAUCUCCGCAAAAUUGGAGAUUCUAGAAAAUUUUCCAUGUCCAGAGCCAAAUUUUUUUCUGGACCAGACCCAUGUGAUGACUGUUAAUUUGUCUAGACAGGCCAAAAUGAGCGCUGCACAAUCAAUUUAUUUAUUCGCCUUGGCUUUCUCGUUUACCGUUUCCAGUGCAAUCUGUUUAUUACAGAAAAAUUCUGUAACUUCAGAAAAUACUCGAAAUUUACAGAAAAGAUUUUUAUUGGCCCUCAUUGUUCAGGUCUCAGUCCCGUUUUUAAUUUUAUUUCUUCCAUUUCUGAUCUACUGGAUUCUCAUGGCUUUUGGUAUCAGCUUUCAUGGUAAUUUUUUGUUUUUUAUUGUUCAAGGAACAAUUUCAGCCAUCAGCUCAUUCUUAUUCAUUUCUGUGGCUCUGCAUGGUGUUGUAUCAAGUAUACUUCUUAUAUUUCUACAUAAACCUUAUCGAAAUUUUACGAUGAGAAUUUUUUGGAGAAAUAAGAAAGUGCGAAGAAUUGUGGAAAUCAGGAGAAGAGGAAGUUUUUUACCGGAUGUUAAUUGA
Molecule: messenger RNA, 1548 nt
Organism: Caenorhabditis briggsae
Lineage: Eukaryota; Metazoa; Nematoda; Chromadorea; Rhabditida; Rhabditidae
Exons: 7
Coding region: 1-1548 (515 amino acids)
Source: RefSeq, a predicted model, not a curated record